Messenger RNA from Pichia membranifaciens NRRL Y-2026, 1520 nucleotides. RefSeq lists its product as hypothetical. Lineage: Eukaryota; Fungi; Ascomycota; Pichiomycetes; Pichiales; Pichiaceae. Gene Ontology annotation, molecular function: GTPase regulator activity. The coding region runs from base 113 to 1423 and encodes 436 amino acids. The transcript has a single exon. Gene Ontology annotation, cellular component: cytoplasm; nucleus. The record is from RefSeq and is a predicted model, not a curated record.
CGCGGAAAAAGGUCCGAGCUUAAAGUUCAAUUAGAUCACAUCAAAACCACUUUACUUCAUAGAGUCUGAGCUCGAGAUAGUAUCUAACACAGACACCACCGACUUAAUAAGAAUGGACCAGCUACUAUCGAAGGCGGGAAGUACCCUUGUUACCUUUGCAGUAAGAUCGGGGGUGCAGGUUGCAUCAACAUACGUGAUCAAAUCAGUCUCCACUUUAAUGGAUCAUGUUCCGGAGCAACAGAAGAAGAAAUUAGAUAGGAAAAGAAACCAGUUAGAAAGCAAAGUGGAAACUGUUACUUAUUCAAUAGAAGUUUUGAGGUUAAUGGCUGCAAAAGGUAACUCUAAUUUGAGUUAUGUGCUAAAAUUAGCCGAUUAUUUGAAGGAAGAUAUUGAUAACUUUUCCAAGGAUAUAGAAAUCUUGACUGCCGAUUUGAAAAAAAAAAAAAUUAGUUCUGAACUUCUUAAAAUCAUAGAAAAAACAAUUGACGAUUUGGUUGAAAAAAUUGAUAACAUAAUUCCUAUCUUAAAUUUAGUGCUGACUACAUACGGUACAUCCACCGUAAAUAAUUUUCAAGAUUAUGUUUCUCCCGGACGGCUACUAAAUUCGACAGUUUUGGUAAAUCAGUCUAAUGAAGAGUUUGUCAAACACAAGUCCGGACAAGAAAUUAACGUUGGUCCGGAAUUUUCCUUGACAUUCUACAACAUAUAUUAUAAUCACACGGCAGCUUCUAACGGGGAGCAUCAAAUUACAUGGAGAGAGAAGUACGCUCGGUGUAAGUUUCAAGUUGUAAGAGUUCCAAAUAAUGAGGUUGAAUACUGUUACAAACUGAAAAUACUGGAAGAUUUUGAUGAUGAAAGAUACCACGAAGAAGAUGAAAAACCAGAAAGAAAAUCGUAUGACAUACGUCAAAUCAGCAAGCUUUUUUUUAGUGCGUCUGGGAGACUUUUAAAGCUAGAGGACAGAUCUUCCCCGGUGUUGGUUCUUAAGACUAUGAAAACAACAUCCGAAGAGUUGGAUAGUGAAACUCUUAAUGGUGCUGAGGAGAAGCCGCACGAUGAUGGAGGAGUCGAAUGGAUCGCUGUGGGUGAUUACGAAAUGGGCACAACUGAAUCAGAUAGUGAUGAUGACGAUGAAGAGGAGGACGAGCAUGACGAAGAAAAAAGCUUUACUGAGGCCAAACAGGAAAUAGAAGCAAAGGCAACUGAUAAGGCCAAGCCUAAUAAUAAAAUAGGGAACAGCUCUCCUUUGUCAUUAUUAGAAUACUUGAUAAGGCUAUGCACUUUACAAGCAAAUGAUCAAAUGCCACUUUUAGAAGUGAAAGAUGAGAGGUUGCGCCUGUACCUAGCCGAUGAAAACCAGAUGAACAAGACUCCUAAUAAAGUGGCGUCUUUGAACAAAAAGAUGGAAAGCCUUAAGAUUUGAGAGGUUAUAAGUAUAUAAUUAUGUAACACCAGUUCCAUAUAAAGAGUGCAUCAAGUUUUCUCUCAUGUAUGCUUAGAAAAUGUAGCGAGCUUCCCCG